Molecule: messenger RNA, 1380 nt
Organism: Triticum turgidum subsp. durum (durum wheat)
Lineage: Eukaryota; Viridiplantae; Streptophyta; Magnoliopsida; Poales; Poaceae
Source: the annotation of a GenBank genome assembly
AUGAUUGCUGAGGGAGGUUAUUUUGAUGGUUCCAGAGAUGCUAUCCUCAUGGCAGGAUCACUGAUUCAUGAUUCCCUGGACUCUAUUUGUGACAGUACAGAGAUUGCGCAAGGAAACUUCCACGGUCCCUCCUUUUUCAUAGAAGAUAUAUGCAAUCCAACCAAUCUUACCUCUGAGCCUGCACGAACUAUCAACCAUAUACAACAUCGGGCUGAAUUUGACAUGGAUCAGGAUCUUCACGGCCACAUGAUACAGGAGACCCAGGUAGAAACUUCAAAUUGGGUUCCUGCAAUGUUCGGUACCCAAAAUCAUAUCAUCAGUCAACAGUCAAUUGAACAACAAAUGGAUGACUAUGAUGCUGCAUCAUAUCCAGAUGGUGCUCACACAACUGCACCUGAUCUCCUAAAUCUUCUACAGAUCCCAAGGUACAGUAUGACUACUGCAUUCCCUUCGACAGAACAUAUCUUUGGUGAUCCAGGGCAGAAUGCUGGCAACCAAUUGGACAUCAACAAUGAUGUUCUGGGAAGAGCAAUUCAUGACAGUGGGAUGAUGCUCGGUGAUUUAACUCUACCAUUACAAUAUAAUGGUAAUCAAUCUCACCUAUUCAAGGAUCUCUAUCAUUCACUUCCGCAAAGUUUUGGGCUGUUCUCCAGUGAUGAUGAGAGAGAUCGGACGAUGGGGGUAGUAGGAGCUGCAGGAAAUAUUCUCCAAGAGAUAGACGGGAGGCAGUUUGGUAGUCCCAAACUGGGAAGAAGUAAGAAAGGUGGCUUUGGCAAGGCAAAAGCUAACUUUGCAACUGAAAAAGAGAGGAGGGAGCAGAUAAAUGUGAAAUAUGGGGCUUUAAGAUCACUGCUGCCAAGCCCUACGAAGAAUGACCGAGCCUCUAUAGUUGGAGAUGCCAUCGAAUACAUCAAUGAGCUGAACAGAACAUUGAAGGAACUGACAAGUUUGGUGGAAGGCGAUACCAAACAUAGGAUGAAGAUGCUUAAGUUGGAUGACGCAGCACGUGACAACGGAGAAAGUUCGUCGCUGCAGCAAGUGAAGGACGAUCAAGACAGUCAGCUGAAUGGAGCUAUAAGGAGCUCAUGGAUACAAAGGAGGUCCAAGGAAUGCCAUGUUGAUGUCCGCAUAGUUGGUAAUGAGAUCAACAUCAAGUUCACUGAAAAGAAGAAGACUAAUUCUUUGCUUUGUGCUGCAAAGGUUAUUGAUGAGUUUCGUCUUGAACUCAUCCAUGUUGUUGGGGGGAUUAUUGGAGAUCAACGUAUAUUCAUGUUCAACACAAAGAUAUCUGAGGGCUCCUCGGUCUAUGCCAGUGCGUUGGCUUCGAAGCUCCUCCGAGCUAUGGAGAUGGAGCAUCUCGCUGUUGAUAUCUUCAGUUAG